CCAUUUCAAUAAGUGUCAGUGUCAUCAUUUAUCAAUUAUCAUUUCAUUAUAUUUUACAAUAUAAUAUGUGUUUGAUAAACGUAAAAUACAAUCCAUUGUAAGGAUUAUGAAACAGUGAACGACAAUUCGCCAACGCAUUCAUGCAUUACAUGCAUUAACACGAAAUGCCAAUCCAUCAAAAGUAUCUUGCUUUGUAAACUGUUUAAUUUAAAUAACAUUUACAUAAAUAGUGCACAGCAUAAACACGCACAGAACACAUAUUUGCAUUCAUAUUAUUCGCAUCUAAUACAAAAACUCGAUUAAAUAUGCGCGAAUUCAAAGUUGUUGUGCUCGGGUCUGGCGGAGUGGGCAAAUCGGCCCUUACCGUUCAAUUUGUUUCGGGAUGCUUCAUUGAAAAGUAUGAUCCUACAAUUGAGGACUUCUAUCGCAAGGAAAUAGAGGUUGACAGCUCGCCUUGUGUUUUGGAAAUAUUGGACACAGCAGGAACAGAGCAAUUUGCCUCCAUGAGAGAUCUCUAUAUCAAGAAUGGGCAUGGCUUUAUUGUAAUGUAUUCACUUACGAACCAUCAAACAUUUCAGGAUAUUUCUAGUAUGAAAAAUGUGAUCACUCGUGUAAAAGGAAGUCAGCCAGCACCCAUACUACUAGUCGCGAAUAAAUUUGAUUUAGAUUGCCAAAGAGAGGUAUCCACCGCUGAAGGCAAUGCCUUGGCACAGCUGUGGGACUGUCCAUUUAUUGAAGCAUCAGCAAAGGAUCGGAUAAACGUUAAUGAAGUAUUCGCAACCAUUGUGCGCGAGAUGAAUUUGACGCAAGAGAAUCGGCAAAAAAAGAAUUACUGUUGUUGUACGCUUUUAUAGAAAUUUUGUAAGAUUGUAAGAUUAUUAUAGUUAAAAAUAAAAAUACUAAUAUUUAAUAGAUAACGAA
Molecule: messenger RNA, 921 nt
Organism: Drosophila subobscura
Lineage: Eukaryota; Metazoa; Arthropoda; Insecta; Diptera; Drosophilidae
Gene: Rap2l
Product: ras-related protein Rap-2c
Exons: 4
Coding region: 306-854 (182 amino acids)
Biological process (GO): negative regulation of cell migration; Rap protein signal transduction
Cellular component (GO): plasma membrane
Molecular function (GO): GTP binding; GDP binding; GTPase activity
Source: RefSeq, a predicted model, not a curated record